AUGCCAAAGAAUUUGGGAAAGUUAAGAGAAAUCCAGGAGGACUAUGUAGCCCUGGAAGAACUUCAGGACGAUACUUACGACAAAAUGGUGAAAGGGACUAGUAGAGGAGAAAAUGUGGUAGAACCACAGAAUCCCAAAAUACCAGCCCAAGGAGCAGCGCGAUCCAACAACGGAUCAACCCAGUUCGACAAGCAUCGGACUGGAGGAUGGAAAUGGCGAGACCAGGACCAACAAAAGAAGGGAAAGUUCGUAGACCCAGUUUACACGAAGUUGAACACCCCCAUAUCCGAGAUCCUUAAGAAGAUCGAUGGAAAACAUAAAAUUACUUACCCAUGGAACAGAGGUCAGCAGCCAGAACGGGCCAAAAAUAGAACUGACUUCUGCGAGUUACAUCUAUUCCAUAGCCACAUGACAUACUCGUGUAGGGACUUGAAGAAUAUGGUGCAAGAUAUGAUCGAUAAAGGAAAUCUUCGAGAGUACAUCGCGCAACCAGCGAUCCCACUCGUUGUCGGGGCACCCAUACAUCGUGUGGAAAUUCCACGUGAUGAAGGUUUCAGUGUAUCCAGAGAGCUCCCGAUUGAGGAGUGGAUGAAAUUACCUAUCAGCUUUUCAGCCUCAGAGUCACCCGAUGGAGGACGAAACCACAAUGACCCACUCGUGGUCACGAUGGACAUUGCACUUGCCGAAUGCGAAGGCGAGGAAGAAAGACCAAAGACAUUGCCAUGGGCAAUGCCCAAAAUCCUAAUCGAUGGGGGUAGUUUCGUCGAGAUCUUGUUCUAUGAAACAUUCAAACAGAUGGGUCUUAGAGACGAUUGCUUAAUACCCUCUACUUACAACAUAUUUGGCUUUAAAGGCUCUUCAACCCGCCCAAGGGGCGGGGUGACAUUAGAAAUCUGGGUGGGUAAAAUCCUCACCUUAACCACUUUUUGUGUGGUAGAUGUAUUAUCACCCUACACAACCAUUGUCGGCCGAUCCUGGGUCUAUGGGAUCAAAAGAGUGACCUCGACUUACCAUCAAAGGCUAAGGUUACCUACGCCUGAUGGAGUUGCGGAAAUCAUCGGAGACUCUGGCGAGGCAAAAUACUGCUACGAGAUGGACGUUCAGAACGGUGAAAACAAGGUGAACUCCCCAAAGGCGCAGGCAAGGAGGGCCAGAAAUGCCAAUACCUUGGCUGAAGUCCAUGAUACAAUUCAUGCACCAAUAUACUCGGACGAUGCCCCAUCCUUGUGCAACAUUAUAAUCUCGGAGUCGCCUACAUAG
This is a messenger RNA of Papaver somniferum (opium poppy), 1260 nucleotides long. RefSeq lists its product as uncharacterized. Lineage: Eukaryota; Viridiplantae; Streptophyta; Magnoliopsida; Ranunculales; Papaveraceae. The coding region runs from base 1 to 1260 and encodes 419 amino acids. The record is from RefSeq and is a predicted model, not a curated record. The transcript has 2 exons.